CGCGGGAGUGCUGGCGCGGUGCGGCGCUGACUUGUCCUUUUGCGCGCGGGGCAUCGCAGCCGGGAGAGCAUCUCCCACCGGCACCCAAGGGGAGCCCAGCUGUAGCUGCGGCCGGAGCCCGGACCCCCUAGCCCUGCGCCCUCCGGACCUUUCAUCUGCGCUCUUCUUCUACGCUGGGCCAGGUGCCGGGAGGAAGAACCCGCGUCCGAGUUCUGGACCCUGGGUGCGGGAUGGAGAGCAAGGCGCUGCUGGCCAUUGCUUUGUGGCUCUGCGUGGAGACCCGGGCUGCCUCUGGGGAUUUGCCCGGUAUUUCUAUUGAGCCUCCUAGACUCAACAUACAUAAAGACAUACUUACAAUUAUGGCUAAUACAACUCUUCAGAUUACUUGCAGUGGGCAGAGGGAUUUGAAUUGGCUUUGGCCCAACAAUCAGAGUGGUUCUGAGCAAAGAGUGGAAGUAACCGAGUGCAAUGAUAAUGUCUUUUGUAAAACACUUGUGAUUCCAAAAGUGAUUGGAAAUGAUACUGGAGCCUACAAGUGCUCUUAUCAGGACAUCGAUGCCUCCUCAGUCAUCUAUGUCUACGUUCAAGAUUACAGGUCUCCAUUUAUUACUUCUGUUAGUGACCAGCAUGAAGUUGUAUACAUCACGGAGAACAAAAACAAAACUGUGGUGAUUCCAUGUCUUGGGUCCAUUUCAGACCUCAACGUGUCACUUUGUGCAAGGUAUCCAGAAAAGAGGUUUGUUCCUGAUGGUAACAGAAUUUUCUGGGACAGCAAGAAGGGCUUUAUUAUUCCGAGUUACAUGAUCAGCUAUGCUGGCAUGGUCUUCUGUGAAGCAAAAAUUAAUGAUGAAACUUACCAGUCUAUUAUAUAUAUAAUUGUGGUGAUAGGCUACAAGAUUUAUGAUGUGAACCUGAGUCCCCCCCAUGGAGUUGAGCUCUCUGUUGGAGAGAAGCUUGUCUUAAACUGUACAGCAAGAACGGAACUCAAUGUGGGGAUUAAUUUCCACUGGGAAUAUCCUUCUUUGAAGCAUCAGCAUAAGAAAUUUGUGAACCGGGACCUAAAAAUCCAGUCUGAAAAUGAGAUGAAGAAAUUUUUGAGUAGCCUCACCAUAGAUGGUGUGACUCGGAGUGACCAAGGAUGGUAUACCUGUAAAGCUUUUAGUGGACUGAUGACAAAGAAGAACAGCACAUAUGUCAGAAUCUAUGAAAAGCCCUUUGUUGCUUUUGGUAGUGGCAUGGAAUCAUUGGUGGAAGCCACACUGGGAGAGCGAGUGAGAAUCCCCGUGAAGUAUCUGGGCUACCCUCCUCCAGAAAUAAAAUGGUAUAAAAAUGGAAGACCUAUCGAAUCCAAUCACACAAUUAAAGUGGGGCAUGUGCUAACUAUUAUGGAAGUGAGUGAAAAAGAUAUGGGAAAUUACACAGUUGUCCUUACCAAUCCCAUUUCCAAGGAGAAACAGAGUCACAGGCUAUCUCUUUUUGUCAAUGUCCCACCCCAGAUUGGUGAGAAAUCUCUGAUAUCUCCCGUGGACUCCUACCAGUAUGGCACCACCCAGACACUAACGUGCACAGUCUAUGCUGUUCCUCCCCCACAAUACAUCCAUUGGUAUUGGCAACUGGAGGAAGAAUGUACCUACAAACCCACCCAAGGCCUCCCAACAACAAACUCAUAUACUUGCAAAGCGUGGAGAAAUGUAGAGGAUUUUCAAGGAGGAAAUAAAAUUGAAGUCAACAAAAAUCAAUUUGCCCUUAUUGAAGGAAAAAACAAAACUGUUAGUACCCUUGUUAUACAGGCAGCAAAUGUGUCUGCUCUGUACAAAUGUGAAGCUGUCAACAAAGCCGGCAGUGGAGAAAGAGUCAUCUCUUUUCAUGUGACCAGGGGCCCAGAAAUUACUUUACAACCUGAUACCCAGCCAACUGAACUGGAGAGCAUGUCUUUGUGGUGCACAGUGGACAGAACUACGUUUGAGCAUCUCAUGUGGUAUAAGCUAGAUCCGAAGGUUCCUGUUCAUUCAGGAGAAUUGCCCACACCUGCCUGCAAGAACUUGGAUGCUCAUUGGAAAAUGAAUGCCACGCUCUUCUCCAAUAGCACAAAUGACAUUUUGAUCAUGGAGUUCCAGAACACGUCUCUGCAAGAUCAAGGAAACUAUGUCUGCUUUGCUCAGGACAAAAAGACCAAGAAAAGACACUGUGUGAUCAAACAGCUCACAGUUCUAGAGCGCAUGGCACCCAUGAUCACGGGAAAUCUAGAGAAUCAGACAACAAGCAUUGGUGAAACCAUUGAAGUCUCCUGCACAGCAUCUGGGAAUCCCUCUCCACAGAUUACAUGGUUUAAAGAUAAUGAAACCCUUGUAGAAGACUCAGGCAUAGUACUAAAAGAUGGCAACCGGAAUCUGACUAUCCGCCGUGUGAGGAAGGAGGAUGAAGGUCUCUACACCUGUCAGGCAUGCAGUGUUCUUGGGUGUGCAAAAGUGGAGGCCUUUUUCAUAAUAGAAGGUGCUCAGGAAAAGACAAAUUUGGAAGUCAUCAUUCUAGUGGGUACAGCAGUGAUUGCCAUGUUCUUCUGGCUCCUUCUUGUCAUCGUUCUUCGGACUGUUAAACGGGCUAAUGGAGGAGAACUGAAGACAGGCUACUUAUCCAUCGUCAUGGAUCCAGAUGAGCUCCCCUUGGAUGAGCGUUGUGAACGCCUCCCCUAUGAUGCCAGCAAGUGGGAGUUUCCUAGGGACCGACUGAAACUAGGCAAACCUCUUGGCCGUGGUGCCUUUGGCCAAGUGAUUGAAGCAGAUGCGUUUGGAAUUGACAAGACAGCAACUUGCAAGACAGUGGCUGUCAAAAUGUUGAAAGAAGGAGCAACACAUAGUGAGCACCGAGCCCUCAUGUCUGAACUCAAGAUCCUCAUCCAUAUUGGUCAUCAUCUCAAUGUGGUUAAUCUUCUUGGUGCCUGUACCAAACCAGGAGGGCCGCUCAUGGUGAUUGUGGAAUUCUGCAAGUUUGGAAACCUGUCUACCUACUUAAGAAGCAAGAGAAACGAAUUCAUCCCGUACAAGAGCAAAGGGGCACGAUUCCGUCAAGGGAAAGAAUAUGUUGGGGAAAUCACUAUGGACCCGAAACGUCGCUUGGACAGUAUCACGAGUAGUCAGAGCUCAGCCAGCUCAGGAUUUGUUGAAGAGAAAUCCCUCAGUGAUGUGGAGGAAGAAGAAGUUUCUGAAGAUCUGUACAAGAACUUCCUGACCCUGGAACAUCUCAUCUGUUACAGCUUCCAAGUGGCUAAGGGCAUGGAAUUUUUGGCAUCAAGGAAGUGUAUCCACAGGGACCUGGCAGCACGAAAUAUCCUCUUGUCAGAGAAGAAUGUGGUUAAAAUCUGUGACUUUGGCUUGGCCCGGGAUAUUUAUAAAGAUCCAGAUUAUGUCAGAAAAGGAGAUGCUCGUUUGCCUCUGAAAUGGAUGGCUCCAGAAACCAUUUUUGACAGAGUGUACACAAUACAGAGUGAUGUGUGGUCUUUUGGUGUCUUGCUCUGGGAAAUAUUUUCCUUAGGAGCUUCUCCUUAUCCUGGAGUCAAGAUUGAUGAAGAUUUUUGUAGGAGAUUGAAAGAAGGAACUAGAAUGAGGGCCCCUGAUUACACUACACCAGAAAUGUACCAGACUAUGCUUGACUGCUGGCAUGGGGAGCCUAAUCAGAGACCAACAUUUUCAGAGUUGGUGGAACAUCUGGGAAAUCUUUUACAAGCUAAUGCUCAGCAGGAUGGCAAAGACUAUAUUGUUCUUCCCAUAUCAGAGACUUUGAGCAUGGAGGAGGAUUCUGGACUCUCUCUGCCUACCUCACCUGUUUCCUGUAUGGAGGAAGAGGAAGUGUGCGACCCCAAAUUCCAUUAUGACAACACAGCAGGAAUCAGUCAGUAUCUGCAGAACAGUAAGCGAAAGAGCCGGCCUGUGAGUGUAAAAACAUUUGAAGAUAUCCCAUUGGAAGAACCAGAAGUCAAAGUAAUCCCAGAUGACAACCAGACAGACAGUGGAAUGGUUCUUGCAUCAGAAGAGCUGAAGACUUUGGAAGAUAGAACCAAAUUAACUCCAUCUUUUAGUGGACUGAUGCCCAGCAAGAGCAAGGAAUCGGUGGCAUCUGAAGGCUCAAACCACACGAGUGGGUACCAGUCCGGGUAUCACUCGGAUGACACAGACACUACUGUGUACUCCAGUGAAGAGGCGGAACUGUUGAAGCUAGUGGAGAUUGGAGUGCAGGUUGGCAGUGCAGCCCAGGUUCCCCAGCCUGAUUCUGGAAGCACAUUGAGUGUUCCUCCUAUUUAAAAGGAGGCACCCAAGAACCUGUCCUGGAAAUCACAUGAGAGGUGCUGCUUGGAUUUUCAAGUGUUGUUCUUUCCACUGCCAGGAAGUAGCCACAUUUGAUUUUCAUUUAAAAGAAAAAAGAAAGUGAAAAGAAAAAAAUAGACCUCAUAGACUGCAGGGAGCCAGUCUCUUAGGGAUUUCCUGAGAAGAUGCUUGUGACCCAAGAAUGUGUUUCUGUCUUGUCCCAGUGUUGACCUUAUUCUCCUUUGCAUUCCAUCUUAAAUUGUAUAUAAAGUUCCUACUGUGGGGCUCCCCAGGGGUUACAAUGAAAAACAUUCAAGAGAUGACUCAAUCCUCCAAGGAGUAGCCAUGCCUGGGGAGCUGACCCUUCCGUAGAACUAGAAGAUAAACCAAACAAUGAAAAGUUUUUUAUACUGUGAAGAUGGGCAUGGUCAAAGGACAGAAUUCUUCCCAGAAGCUUUGUAUAGAAUGAGGGUUCUGAAUCAAGUCUUCCAUGUAUGGUUGGAAUUGAUAGAAAGAAGUUGACUUGUUUUGAGCACUUACUGGAAAUCUGCAAAUGCAUUGGGUUGGCUCCAGUAGAGGUGGUUCUGGGCUUUGUUAAGAAACGUAAAGGCGGCAGACAAAGUUACUGGUUUUAGAAGGUUGAGCGCUCUUCCUGGUUGGACUAAAUGAGAGCUCUUUGCACUGUUUCCGAUUCUUAAUGAGAGUUCCUUCCGGACUCUUACGUGUCUCUUGGCCAAGGCCCAGGAAGGAAAUGACGCAGCCCUGGCUCCUAGUCUCCUACACCGACCCUCUAUUCAGCUUACCACAAAGAAAGGACAUUCUUAUGGAGGCUACCUGGCAAAUUUGUUGAAUAUUUUGACUGUGUAAACCAGCUUCUGGUUUCUUGUAGAUGAAUAACCGCCU
Messenger RNA from Suncus etruscus (white-toothed pygmy shrew), 5204 nucleotides. RefSeq names its product kinase insert domain receptor (gene KDR). Gene Ontology annotation, molecular function: vascular endothelial growth factor receptor activity; ATP binding; growth factor binding. NCBI's taxonomy places the organism in Eukaryota, Metazoa, Chordata, Mammalia, Eulipotyphla, Soricidae. The transcript has 30 exons. Gene Ontology annotation, biological process: angiogenesis; positive regulation of angiogenesis; cell migration. Gene Ontology annotation, cellular component: signaling receptor complex; membrane. The record is from RefSeq and is a predicted model, not a curated record. The coding region runs from base 231 to 4298 and encodes 1355 amino acids.